This is a messenger RNA of Corylus avellana, 760 nucleotides long. NCBI's taxonomy places the organism in Eukaryota, Viridiplantae, Streptophyta, Magnoliopsida, Fagales, Betulaceae. The record is from RefSeq and is a predicted model, not a curated record.
UGAAGAUUAAUUUUUCCUUGUGUCUAACUAGAAAAAAGAUGGCUUUCAGGGCAACUGUAAGUGCUUCACCUUCAUUCAUUAAUAAAUCAAUGCUGACCCGUCUGGGAGGAAACCGGUGGUUUGCAUCCUCAACCACUCCCAAAAUGAAACUGUUUACACCAACCGUUGAUGCUACUCAUGCUGAUAAACUUAGUUCCAGGAUGGCUAUGAGGGCGGAGUUUGCUCCAAUCUAUAUGGUGAUGGGAAUGGUGGUUGUAGCAAUGAGUAUAGCGACACACACGGCCAAGCAGCAGCUCAUGCAUUCCCCGGCGGUUCACGUGAGCAAGAAGAGGAGAGAAUCCCUACCGGAAGUGGAGGAUCCAGACGGUGUGCUUAGUUCCGCCGAUAAGUUUGUGAACAAGUCUUUCUUGAGGAAGGUGGCUCACAUCCAGGACAGCAAGCCUACUCUCCCUGAUCCUGUCCGCCCCAACCCCUUUACUAGUCACAGGCCUCGAAAUGCAGAUACCCUUAAAUCGGCUGGAGUGGAUCCUGCUCGCCACUGACUUCAAGCGCCAAAUUAAUAUAUUGUCUUUCUCUCAUCUAUAUAAACUAUGGUGUCAAAUUUGUACAUACAAUUAAUUUUUGUUUUUCUUUGUUCAUAACUUUAUUAUGAAUACCAUACGUGCCCUCCCUAACUGAAGACAGUUGCAUGUGAGAGGAAAGAGGCCCUUCAUUUCUUGUUUUUCCUUUGUUUGUUCAAAUAAAACCAAGACACCGUUGC